AUGCCGCUCGAUGAGCUCUACUUCGCCGUGGCUGAUGUUGUUGAACGGGUGAAAACAAAGAAGAAAAGUCUCCGAUCAGCCGUUUAUGAACACCAAUUUCAAGACAAGAAGAAACUUCUCCGGCUGUCUUGCGAAACCGUCAAAUAUGCGCAACUAUUCGACGGAUUACUUGAGAAUUCUAAUUUGAGUACGCGUUUGCUUGACGAGCGGGCUUAUGAGGGAAGCCUACCGUUAAUCCAUGUGCUUCUCUACGAGUUUUUGAUUGGCAAUGGACUUAAUCAGGCAACUCAACGUCUAAAACGUCCUAUUCACUCGUUAAAUAUGGAAAUUCGACAGCAGGAGAAGGCUCUUUCGGCACAGGGCCGAGGUUUGGAACAAUUGAGGAAUGGAUUCGAGGAAGAAAAGGAAAAAGAGAUAGAAAUCCCACGGUACGCCCGCAUCAACGGCCUCAAAUGGACCAGAGAUGAGGCGAUCGAGACGUUACGAGAAGAAAAAUGGCAGAUCAUUGACGGGUCCGAUACGAUACCAUUUUCACAGCAAAUAACACAAUUGAGAGAUGACCAGGUUCUCUUCGACCCGCACAUCCCCGAAUUGCUCAUUUUCGCAAACUCGGCCAAUCUGCACGCCUAUUGGAUGAUUGAGCAACGGUAUUUGAUCUUUCAGGACAAGGCCUCAUGUCUUCCGGCUUUUCUCAUCUCUCCUCCAUCCGGUUCACAUUGUGUCGACACUUGUGCGGCUCCCGGCAACAAAACAUCACAUUUGGCCGCUUAUGUUGGAAAUGAGGGUUGUGUCUGGGCCUUCGAUCGUGAUCCGACUCGAGCGAACACAAUGAAACGACUCGUGAAACAAUCGGGUGCUGGGGAUAUUGUGAGUGUUGAGUGCGGAGAUUUUCUUCGAAUUGAUCCAAGUGAAGAGCGAUGGAAAACGGUAGAAUUUGCCGUUGUCGACCCACCAUGCAGUGGAUCGGGUAUGGUGAAAAGAAUGGACGAAUGGACGGGAAGUUCAGCACAAGCGGAUCGAUUGGGGAAAUUGGCCAAUCUACAGGCAAUGUUACUGAAACAUGCGCUCAAAUUGCCGUCACUGAAGCGUCUCGCCUAUUCGACGUGCUCAAUUCAUGAGGAAGAGAAUGAACAAGUUGUUCGAGAAGUUCUCAAAGAGUGCUCGACAGACUGGCGCUUAGCCGAGAACCUCUUACCGAUGUGGGCAUUGCGUGGAAAAGAAAGCUACGAAUUUGGGAAGCAUUGUCUCCGAGCGGAUCCAAAGAUCACUUUCACCAACGGCUUCUUCGUGGUCGUUUUCGAACGAAUCGAGGAAAAGAAAAAGAAAAAGAAGGCCAAGAAAAGGAAAAUCGAUGAUGAAUGC
This is a messenger RNA of Mesorhabditis belari, 1362 nucleotides long. The record is from the annotation of a GenBank genome assembly. Lineage: Eukaryota; Metazoa; Nematoda; Chromadorea; Rhabditida; Rhabditidae.